Molecule: messenger RNA, 2478 nt
Organism: Myripristis murdjan (pinecone soldierfish)
Lineage: Eukaryota; Metazoa; Chordata; Actinopteri; Holocentriformes; Holocentridae
Product: transmembrane protein 179
Exons: 4
Coding region: 186-920 (244 amino acids)
Source: RefSeq, a predicted model, not a curated record
GAAUGCUCGAGAUCAGUUGGUCUCCGCCUGUCUUUUUUAAAUGCCAACCGUCACGCCUCAACCGUUACAUGGGAAAUAAACAGGGACAUUUUGAUAAUGCGUAACGAUUUUUACACCGCGAGAAUAUUCUGAAUUUAGUUUUUUGUCGUGUGUGUAUGUGUGUGUAGUGCUAUUUGACUUGAGGCAUGGAGCUUGACCGGCAGUUGUUGCUGGCCCACUUCGCCGCCCACACCCUGUCGGUGCUGGCGGGGCUGCUGGUGGUCGUCCCGAUGGCCCUAAACGGCUCCGCGUUUAAAGGCCGCUGCGCCCUCUUCUCCACCGGCUACUGGAGGACCGAGAACCAGACCGAGCUGACGGGUCAGCCUGGAGAUGUUUCCCACCUGGUGGUGCAGCAGUGGGGGCCGCCGGCUGCGUGCCAGUUCGCCACUUUCGUCGGUAUCUUCACGGUGCUGUACGGGGCGGCGCAGGGCUGGAGGAGCCUCUUCUAUCUGCACGGCCGGCACGACGACACCCUGUUCUCAUCCUUCCUGACGGUGUUGCUGAGUCUGUGUGUGCUCUUCCUGUCUGGAGGGGCCAGCGUCACCCUGUCUAUGGGCCUGGCCUCCUGGUGUGACACCGUUACCGAUGACAACACACGGCCAUACAGCUGCUCUGAGUCCCAGUCUGUGCCGCUUUACCUGGAUGUGGACACCUCUUCUUUCUACACACAGCUCACUCUGGCACAGGCGGCUCUGUGGUGUGUGACAGCUCUGUGGUUGACCCAGUCCAUCCUGUCCUUCCUGCGCCUCUACCAUUCUCACAGCCAGCACAUCAGUGGACCUUGUCUUCCCCGGGAGAAGGAGCUGCUGCUGGGACACACUCCCACUGACCGCUCCCCCUCACCACCACACUGUGUGGCAACACCCACCAUCUUAAUCUGAUAGGUUGUCCUAUCAGGAGAGCCACAUUAUACAUGCUAAAUUCAACAGUGCUGGUUUGAGUAGGCAUUAAAACAAACAAUAUAAUUACUUAUCUGCAAUGACUGAUCUAGACUGGAACAAUGAAGCCAAAUGAAUUUCCCCAAAAGAUGAAACUUUGCCAACUGUGCACUUCGGGAAGCACAUAGUCGAUGGAAUCAAAAGGAUUCCAGUGAAUAACUGAGCCAGGAUGAAUGCAGAAUUUACAAAGAUACAUUUCACUGCUCAAUCUAAAUUCUGUUUCAAAACCUCAAAUCUGAACAAAUGAUUAUUGCCUUCAUCAUAUAUCAUGUUCGCUUUCUAAGGUUUUUACCAUUUCUUGUAGAGUAUGGACAUCUAGCUUGUAUGUUUAAGAACAUAAUAGUUUACACAUUGUAUCAUGUUAGUAUUCAGACCUCAUUACAGUCCUAUAAAAGACAAGGUACCCUCCCAAACCUGCAUGGUACUGUCUCCCCAGGUUACAACCAACUGUGAUGCCAAAACUUUGAUUCUUCUUCAGGUAAAAAGGGAUUUAAUGGAAGAGGCAGAGAACUGAUCAGUUGAAGGAGUAGUAUUCAGUGAUCCAGUGACCAGUGUUAUUCAGAAGCUCAUGCUUAUCCAUGCCACUUGACAGUCACAGUGACUUUGUGAUUUUUGCGCAUUAUGUUUACAUAAUUGACGACACCACAUGCUACCAGUUGCCUUAGGUCGCUGUACUUAUGGUGUUUUUCUUCUAGUCAGUGUUGAACUUGUAAUAUGCAUGGUUGUAAAUUGUUCUGCUGGAUGAUAUUUUGCAUGGAUGUCUUCUGAGAGCCUGUUGACGGGGAGAAUACACUUUUGUUUACUGUUCUGAGUGUGAUAUUCAGAUGUAGCACUGAAGCGCUUUCAUUGUAAAGCAUGUGGUGAGAUUGUGUGACUGAGCCACUAUGUUACUGAAACUGGCUCACCAUGUGAGCAUGACUUGAAUGUUGUGUUACGUAAUGGAAACCACUGUCUCCUCUCUGGUGAAGAUUUCCAGAAUGAUGCCAUGUGCGUGGAUGCAGCUGCUCGUAGGGCGUCGCAGAAAGCAGUCAAAUCUACUUGAAAUGAUCCAUCUAGACUCUAAGAUUUAUCUCUUGCAGUUUGGAGAACAAGAGCUGAACUUUGAGCAGUCAAGGGAAGUUUUGUUAAUGAUGAAGAUUUGUGCUGAGCCAAAAAGGGUCAGUGGAAGGGGAACAUAAAGGGAACAAUCCUAACUUUGCUGAGCCAAAAAGUCAUGAUCCAAAGUUGUUGUUUCUAUCUGUCUUCUUACCUUUGAACCAAGCAGUUGUAAUGGCACACAGAUGGUGGAACAAGAAAUCUGAAGUAAAGAGAGAUGAGUAUUGAUACAGUAUUGUCACUGAAUGGAAAUGUAAUUUCUGAUGUUUUGUAUUAUAACUUAUGGUGUUGCUUUUUUACCACUUAUGCUUGUUUUGUGCUCAUGUAUAAUCCUGUUUUUGUUUUUUGUUUUUUGUUGUUUUUUUUUUGCAUUUGUCUGUCCAAUAAAAACCUUAUUGUGAAAGGA